UGAGACCUUAACUGGAAAAACAGACCAAAACUAAACAAAACAAAAACCAAAUUACUCAUUUUUGUAGAUAACUUUUAGAGGGCCGUGGCCCCACAUUUAUUGAGGAAUUUAUUGGGACACAUAGCCAAGGCAGACCUAGGUCAUGUUACAUAUAAAUAGCUUGUGCUCUAUAGAGUUUUGACUCAUCUCAGGCAUCUCCUAUCUUGGGGAUUUCUCUGAACUCUCAAGGCCACUCUGUGUCACCCCUGUGUGCUGCACUAGCAGUCCCUGCCCAGGAAACUCGUGGGGCAUUGGAGCUUAUCUUUGAGUUCUACUGUGAGCCUGUCCCAUGCAGUGAUACAAGAAGUCUGAAGUUCAGGAAUGAGGAGGUGCAGUGUGAUUUGUAAAGCAUAAUCAGAUGUGUGGAGAGUAAAGGAAUGGGAUUUGACAGGUUCCACAGAGAUGUGUGAGACAAACGUGUGGAUCAUGAAAGAAGAGAUAGAGAAAAACCAGAGCAGUGAGAGGACCAGUUAGGAGAGGGGGGUGUUCUAGAGAAGAGUUCCAAAUCGGAGUGGUGAAACAUUGUGAGUGCUUAUUCGGCAAUCUGAGCUUCAUUACUGUCUUAAUAGAAGGAACUAAAUAAAGUCAGAUUCCAGAGCCUUUAGGAGAAAAUGAAAAGAUGAGAAGAUACGGUUUGUGUUGAUUGUGCUAACAGACCGGCGUGAAGUAGAUAAUACAUUCACUUGUGCACUUUGAAGAAAGCCUCAUGUUUGUUACGUUCUCCGCUUCCAGUUUGAGCUUCUAUUUUGGUUUUGGGAAUUGAGUUCACAGUUAAGGAAGUAGGACCAUGAUCUACUGAGAUCAUCUAUGAGUAAAGAAAACAGAUUAUGAGCAGAAGAUCUCAAGUCCACAUUUUUUGGGGUGCUCCAGUUGGUCCCCUGAAAAUGACAGUAUCACAGGGAACAGCUUCUUUAAUGUCCACAGCUAACCACUGGGGUAAAAUCCAGCUAUUGUACCAUCAACAUGCUUUACAUGUGAAGGAAGAAAGCUGCAAGCCUAAAAACCUGAAAGAUUGUCAGGUCCCAGAAGCUGUGGGUGCUCCAGGUCUUGUGAGCUCUGUUCAGAGCAAAAGUGGCUUUCCACAUUCUGUUUAUGAAACACAGGAUGGAAAACUCCAGAAGAAUCCCUCAGGCCCGAGUGCCAUGCCCACCUCUAGUGUACAAAUCAGAGGAUGCAAGGGCACAGCCCAGCAUUUAUUUAAAGAAGAAAAACAUCAAAAACUUCCAUGUGAAAAUAAAAUCACAAGUGAGCAGCCUGAAAAUCAGUUAAAUACAUGUGGUCAGAACUUUCAAACAGAUGCCUUUCAUUUAGGCCCCAAAUGUGUAACUAUGUUGAAUUUGGUCUCUAGUAUUGGACACAGAAGUAUAGGCUCUGAAGCUGUAGAGACAAAAUGUGUGGGUACAGAACACCAGGAAAUACAGAGCCAGCAUCAGGAGUUCUCCUCUAAUGCAGUGGAGGAGGCAGGGCCUGUGGGAGAAGUGAGGAAGGGCCCCAGCCCUAACAUCUCUGCAGACACUGAAUUUCUCAGCAUCAUGACCUGCAGCCAGGUUGCUUUCUUAGCUCAAAGGAAGGAGCAAGGGCAGAAGUCUACAAAUACAGGGACUGUAAACAUGCAGUCUGAACCAAAGGCAGAUCCUGGGGAAGUAAGAAUGCCCGAAGAUAAUUUGAUUCAGCCUCAUGAAGAUUUUGCAGAACAAUAUGAAAAUGGGCAAAACCAAGCACAUUCCCUAGAACUUUUUAGUUCUGUCCACCCUGAAACAGAAAGUAGUCACAUUCAUGUUAACACCGGGCAAGAACUAGAAGGAAAUGCAGGAUCUCAAGAGUUGUUCAGCUGUGAAGAUGAGCUGCCACCUAGUGAGAUACAUAUUGAGUUGUGUGGUGCAGGAAUACUGUGCUCCCAACUAAAAGCUGUCUCCCAAACUCCUGUUAGAAGUAGUCAGACCUCCAAAGAUAACUUGGGCCAUUCUAAAGCUCUGUCUGAAGUGCCCCCAGCCUCUAAGAAAAUGAAGUUGUGUUCUAAUGCAAGAGAUUCUGCCAGAGCAAGGUACCAGAGGGAUGUUUCUGAAUUUAAGGGUAUUAAAAAACUAUCAUUAAUAAAAAAUUGUGAUUCUAAAAGCCACAGGUAUAAUUGUUUAGUUAUGGUGCUAACUCCAUGUCAUGUGAAAGAAGUAAACAUAAAAUCUGGACCAAAUUCUGGCUCUAAGGUGCCUUUAGCAACAAUUACAGUCGUCGAUCAAUCAGAAAUGAAGAAAGUAGUUCUGUGGAGGACUGCAGCAUUCUGGGCACUCACCGUGUUUCUUGGAGAUAUAAUCUUACUCACAGAUGUUACUGUUCAUGAGGAUCAGUGGGUUGGUGAGACAGUACUUCAGUCGACAUUUACCAGUCAGUUAUUAAAUCUUGGGAGUUAUUCUUCUGUCCAGCCUGAAGAAUAUUCCUGUAUAGUUAGCACUGUUGUACUUCAGGACCUACUGGCAUAUGUAUCUUCGGAACAUUCCUACCUCAAAGGUCUUCCACAGAGGUGGCCUCAGAGAGUGAGCAGGAUAAAGUUUGUAGAACUGGAGCAGCUGGAGCCUGAUACAUUAGUCCAUGCCAUGCUGAGAGUUGUGGAUGUCACUGUACUGACGGAGGCAUUGUACAGUUACAGAGGACAGAAGCAAAGGAAAGUUAUGUUAACAGUGGAACAGGCCCAAGGUCAACAUUACGUGCUUGUGCUAUGGGGUCCUGGAGCAGCCUGGUACCCUCAGCUUCAAAGGAAAAAAGGUUAUAUUUGGGAAUUUAAAUAUCUUUUUGUUCAGCGCAAUUGCAUACUGGAGAGCUUGGAAUUGCAUACAACACCCUGGUCAUCCUCCGAGUGCCUGUUUGAUGAUGAUGUAAGGGCAAUUGCAUUUAAAUCAAAAUUUCAAGAAAGUACACCCUCCUUUGUCAAAAUGUCAGAUUUAGCAACUCACCUAAAGGAUAAAUAUUCAGAUCCAAAUCAGCUCAUUCUGUUCGGCACCCUUGGUGCUGCUCAUACUGCUUUUGUUUUGAAGUGGCCUAACCCAUGGACCUUCUCCUCCUCUGAUUUACUCCCAGCUGUGUUCCACACCCCAGGCCACCACUGCCUCCUUGCAGCCCAUAUCCAAACCAGGAGCGGAAUCCCUGGGCUGUAUGGCUUGACUGUUUCAGGAACUGCCAGACUGUUUUCCAAAGCUGUUGAUCAGUUUUACAUCCUCACCAGCAGGCCAGCUUUAAUGACCAUAGUUGAUGGAAGCCAUUCUGUUUGCAUCCGUGUAGGCUCCAAGCUGGUAGAGAAGAUUCUCCUCCACAUUUCUCCAGACUACUUGCACAAAGUGAUAGUGCCAUCCUUGGAGGUCACCUAUGCGAUGGUAGCCGCAGACCUGCUCCACUCCCUGCUGGCAGCCAGCUCGGAGCCCCAAGUGCUGAAGAUUGAGAGCCUUUUCGUGUUGGAUGAGAACAGCUACCCACUGCAGCAGGAUUUCUCCCUCCUGGACUUCUGCCCUGCCGGGUCCUGCCCUGAGGCCUUGUCCCAGAGAGGAGGUGCUGACUGAGGCCACUUGCAUUUUGAAAUAAAUGAAUGAGGGGAGUUUGUUUACUAAAUAAAUGUAUUUUAUAAAGAGAACUGUGCUAAAUAUAAAUUAAAACUU
This is a messenger RNA of Heterocephalus glaber (naked mole-rat), 3683 nucleotides long. RefSeq names its product shieldin complex subunit 2 (gene Shld2). Gene Ontology annotation, cellular component: nucleus; site of double-strand break. The record is from RefSeq and is a predicted model, not a curated record. Lineage: Eukaryota; Metazoa; Chordata; Mammalia; Rodentia; Bathyergidae. Gene Ontology annotation, biological process: regulation of double-strand break repair via homologous recombination.